Messenger RNA from Trichogramma pretiosum, 24450 nucleotides. It is a transcript of the gene Msp300, whose product is annotated as nesprin-1. The transcript has 37 exons. Gene Ontology annotation, cellular component: nuclear outer membrane; cytoplasm; meiotic nuclear membrane microtubule tethering complex. The coding region runs from base 57 to 23966 and encodes 7969 amino acids. Gene Ontology annotation, molecular function: actin filament binding. Gene Ontology annotation, biological process: nuclear migration. Lineage: Eukaryota; Metazoa; Arthropoda; Insecta; Hymenoptera; Trichogrammatidae. The record is from RefSeq and is a predicted model, not a curated record.
CAGAGAGAGGGUGACCUACUACCUACGGCCGCCGCACACACGCUAUAUACAUAAUAAUGUCGGGCUGCGAUCGACCGACCGGCAACGGCACCCCCACCGUCAGUCCGAAGCAUCGGGCUGCGGUAGCACGUGGCCAGAGUAGUAACAGCGCCGCGAACUCGGGUCACCAGCUGCUGCGCGAGAGAGUCAGCUUUUUCGAGCAGCUCAACCGCAGCUCCAGCGAGGAUCUGACGGAUCAUCGAGGCAGCGCCGAUCAUCGAAGAUCGUCCUCGAGAGCGAGCAAUUCGUCGUUCGAGGAGAGCUUCGAGCGGCUGGUCGAAGAGGGCGAAUUGAACGGGGCGAAAGUCGUUAAGUUUGAAAAGAUUACCGUGAAAAAGAGUUUGAAGGAAGUUUCUUCGACGACGUCGGUGCUUAGUACCGCAAGCUCCAACGGCAGCAAUGACAAUCUCCCGACUCGCCAUCACGGCACUCCGACCCAGGCCAGGGUUCGAAGUCCGAGCGAGGCGAGCGACGAGUUCUUCGGCUACGACGAUUCGGCCUACCAGAGUCACAAUCAGCCGACCGCCACCGGCGGCGAGACGUCCAAGUCCAGCUCGGCCGCGUCGUUCGCCUGGCUGCCCGCCUCGGAGGAGAGCCUCCUCGGCCGACAAUGCCCGAGCCCCAUGUCGGACGACCGGCCGGCCGCCGAGUGGUACGCCGAGUACAGCAAUCAGAGCUUCUUCGGCGUCACUGCCGGAAGAAUCGACUACGGACGCAGCAAGAGCCAGUACGACGCUCACAUCGCCGAGAUCAAAGAUGAACAGGAGCGCGUUCAGAAAAAAACCUUUAUUAAUUGGAUCAACUCAUGUCUGUCCAAGCGAGUCCCUCCUCUUCGAAUCAGUGAUUUGAUAGAAGACUUGAAAGAUGGCACACGGUUGCUAGCCUUACUAGAGAUUUUAUCAGGAGAAAGAUUGCCAGUGGAAAAAGGCCGCAAUUUGAGGAGACCCCAUUUUUUGAGCAAUAUUAAUACUGCGCUUCAAUUUUUACAAAGCAAAAAGAUAAAAUUAGUAAAUAUUAACGCAUCAGAUUUGGUUGAUGGACGACCACCAGUUGUCUUAGGGUUGAUCUGGACAAUUAUUUUAUACUUCCAGAUCGAAGAAAAUGCUCGAGCUCUUGAGUAUCUUGGACAAGCUUGGGGAAGCCAAAGCAGUCUUGAAAGCAUAGGAACUCAGGGAUCGGGAGCAAGCGAGAGGCGACGCCAAAGUACCGAGAAAUGGAAGCAAGGGGCUCGCAAAACUCUGCUACAAUGGGUCACCAAUGCAUUACCCAAAAAUCUUGGAGUGGAAGUACGAGAUUUUGGAGAAAGCUGGCGAGACGGAAAUGCUUUCCUCGGAAUCAUAGAUGCCAUAAAAACAGAUCUCGUCAAUAUACCAGCUCUGAAACAAUCGACAAAUCGCACCCGCCUCGAGACGGCAUUCGGUGUAGCUGAAAACGAGCUGGGAAUCGCUCGACUGCUCGAUCCGGAGGACGUCGACGUUCCGAAGCCCGAUGAAAAGUGUAUUAUGACCUACGUGGCUCAGUUCUUACACAAGUAUCCCGAGCCCAAUGGUAAUGGAUCACAACCGUUGAUCGGUGUGCAAGACGAGUUCAAUGCCCUCAUGCUCUGGCUCAAUGAAAAAGUCAAGCUUCUCGAUCGCAUGGACAAGACGGGCAAUUUUUCUAAAAAUUAUCAAGAUUAUUUACAGUUUAAGAGUGAAUACAAUGAAAAAUCGUUGCCUUAUUAUAGAAUGCAAAAUUUACUAGACACUCCUAGUAUGAUUAAUAUUUCUCGUGAGUCCUGGAGACAAUUACAAAACUCAUGGAAACAGUUGGAAAAUUUGAUGUCACGCUGGCAGUGGUUGCUUGAUUCCUCGCUUCCAGGUGAGCUUGGUGAAGUUGGCAGAUGGCUUGCUUACGCUGAAUCCUUAUUGAGCUCCGACGAUGAUAUAUCUGAAGAAAUGACGGAAGAAACUGCAAGUAUAAUAUCGCAAAAGCUCGAGGUUCACAAGAAGUUUUUCCUAGAUCUUCCAAACGUAGUGGAGAAAUUCAAUCGAGUUAAAAGUUCUGCAUUGGCUCGACAAGUUCCAAUAGAGCAAUUGCAAGAUAUAUCGUCCCGUUUGGACAGCCUUCCAGUACGUGCCGCAAAGAGAAGAAUAAAAUUAAAGUUUUUGGAGCAUAAAUGCUGCUUGGUUGCAUUCCUCUAUCUCAUUGAAACGAGGCUCAAAGGAUGGAGUAUUAAGUAUGGUGGUGAAAAAGAUGUUCAGCAAAUGCUGGAGCAAUAUAAAAAUUUUGUAUCUAAAAAUAGAAUUUUCCAAGAGUUCCAAAAAGCUUAUGCAGAUAUGCAACAGGUGAUUGAAGAGUACAAGAGAGAAGGUGAUAUUGAUCACGAAGAAAGUGCGAAAGUCGAUCGAUUUAUUAAAGAAACUGGUGAAAAGUGGAAAAGCAUAUCGAUGGAUUUACGUUGCGUUCAAAGUAUGCUUGAAGAAUUGGUCAUUUAUUGGAGAAGGUGGUCGCUUCUAUCGAACGAGUUUGAGUCUUGGAUAUUUAAGGCAGAAUCCAUGCUGAAUAUGCCUGAGGAGGAAAAAAUGGAAUUUUUCCAGGAUAUAUCCGUUUGGAAAGAUAAAUACCAGCAGCUUUCAGACACGGUCAGCUUGCUUAUCGCAACUUCUGAAGAUCAAGUUGCUAUACAUCUGAAAAGCCACUACAUCAACUUGUCUCAAAGAUGGGAGAAUCUUUUCGCAGAAGCCAAACAGUACAUGCAUGCAGGUGAUCUUAUUCGUAAUUUGAAAGACUAUCGAACAGGAGUUGAAAAGAUCGAGAAGUGGCUGGAAUCAACAGAAGCUGCUCUUGCCACGUCUCAGUUAACAUCAACUGAAAGAAUCAAGGCUUAUGGAGAACGAUUAAAAGUUCUAAAUGAAGAAAAAGAAGAGGUUGAAGAACUUUUUAAAGACGUCAGCAAAAAGUUCCAGACUCUAAUACAAGAUGUAUCUCGAGAAGAAGUUGAUAAAAUGAUGAACUCAUUGAAAAAAGUUAAAGAAGAUUUAGUCAGAGUUCGUGCGAUGAUUCCCAUGCAACUACAUUUGUACCAUCAGGUUUUAGUACAACAGGAAUCAUUGGAAGCAGGGCAACGUGAAAUUUCAGCUUGGUUGGACGACGCAGAACAUUUGCUCAGUACUCACGAUUUAUCCGGUGGUCGCGAAGCAGCUCUUUCCCAUCUAGAACGUCACAAGGCCUUCUUUUCGAGAACUCCUUACUAUAAAUCGAUGCUGGAAUCGAAAAAUAAAGUUUUUACGAACAUCAUGAAAUCCGUUGAUGACGGCAAGAAACCCGAAGGUGAUAGGAAUUCCGUUCUCAGUGAUUUGAACGACCGAUUUGCUAGAGUUCAUCAAUCAGCUCAAUUAUGGGAGCAACGAUUGUAUGAUGGUGUCAAGUGUUGGACUCAAUUCCGAGAACGAGAAAGACAAAUUUCCGAGUGGCUGUCGACUGCAGAAACAUUAAUAAAUGAUAGAAAUAUAGAUAGCCGGCCGUCUGUAGAAUAUCAUAAAAACUUUUUCAGCGACGUCAAUGAAAACUGGAUGCAUGAUCUUUUUAACGUAGCUCAAGAUCUGAGAAAUCUCUUGCCAGUCGAACAGAGAACACCAAUAGAUGAAACCCUAAACCAACUUCAAAAACGCUGGAAAAAUAUUUUAACGUUUGUACCGUUGCAUUUAAUGCGUUUGGAAUUUAGAUUGGAUGAGGUAGCUUUUCAUCAGUAUUUGAAAGAAAUAGAAAUGGAAAUAAAUGCAGAACAACAAUCUUUAAUGAAAAAUGAGGAUGCAUCGAGUAUUUUGCGUCGAAAUAAAGACUUCUUUGUCAAUCAUGGCAAACUAAUUCAAGCCGAGAAAACCUUACAAAUGUUGAAAAAUAUUGAAGCAUCGUACAGAAAUAAAAAUCCGAAUGAUACAAGUCUUAAAGAGGCUGUGCAAAAUGCCGAACAGGCUUGGUUACAAAAUUUUCGUCGUAUUGAAAAUCUUAGUGACCAAUUACGAAAGGUUCCAGAACAGUGGGCAAACUACAGGCAAAAGUUCGAAGAGAUGUCGAGGUGGAUGGAUCACAUUGACACAACUGUGAGAACUCUUUUACAAGAAGUCAAUACUCUUGAGUUAUUCGAAAAAGAAAAAUCAGUCUUCCAGGAGUUGUGUCAAGAAACUGACAAUAAACAAGAAGAUAUGAAGUGGUUGAUGCAAACACUAAAUAGCCUUACUUCAAAUAGAUCUGAUCAUGAAGCAUCUGUAGAGCAGCAUAAACUUGAGCAACUGAUUGUACGAUACAAAAAUCUUAUACCAACUAUUGAUAUUACUAUGACUAAAACAGAUACAUAUUCCAAGAGUUAUACUUAUAGAAAAGAAGUUCACGAAGUUUGUACUCUCCUUAGCAAAGUACGUGAACAAACAAUUGAAGUGCCUAAAGUAGAAAAUCCUGAGAGCCUUAAAAAUGCAUUAGUACUACAAGAAUCUUACUUACACCAGUUAGAACAACAAAGAGCACAUAUUGUUAGUAUGUUGCAGCAAGGAAAAGAUCUGUUGAAAGAUCAAUAUGCGCCAACCUUCGUUUCUUCCAAUGUUCAAGAAUUAGAGCACAGUUGGAAUGAAACUUAUGGUCAAAAUAUCGAGAACUUACAAACACUGAAAAAUUCACAUAAAUUAUGGACAAGCUACGAUGAACAGAAACAAGAAAUUUUGAAUUUGAUUUCUCAAGCAGAAGAUGAUCUUCAAAGGCUGAAGGAUGUUAAAUACUAUAAUGCAGCCCAGGUAUCGGCCGAUUUGCAUAAUCAACAAGAAAUCAACUCUUCGAUGCGUAAAAUGGCCACUGAUAUGGUCCGACAAUUGCAAGAAACCCAUUCAAAUCUUGUUCAAAGCACGCCAUUGGAAAAAAUAUCAGAUUUGAAUCAAGAUAUAAUAAACGUUGAAAAAAGCGUCGAUUCCACAAUGUUAAAAUACUCCCAAAAGAUUGAAUCUCUACAAUCUUUGCACAACCGAUGGAGUAAUUUCCAACGAAAUAUGAAUGAUUUGCAUAAUUGGGCCACGCAAAAUGCACCACAAUUUAUCUCGGAUAUUAAAUCUCCAAGUACUUCUCCAAAUGAACGAGUGAUGAAAAUCGAAAUACUAGAAAAUCAAAUUCACGAGAAAGUCGAGACUUUACAUGUGAUUGAAAGAGAGUUCAAAACUUUAGUACAUGAUAACGACUCUAGCCCUCAAGCACAUAAUUUGAAAACGAACUUGAACCAUUUGCAAUCAACUAUUGUUUCUUUGCAAAAAAAUAUCCUUGAUCAGCAUGAGACGGCUUCGCGUAAUUUAUCAACUUGGAAAGAGUACGAAUUGAGAAUACAACAAUUAAAACCUUGGAUAGAUCAAGCAGAAGCACAAGCAGCUUCCAUCGGUUCCAAACCAACUACUCUUCAACAAGCAACAGACAUGCUUAAUUUUGCGCGUUGUUUUGAAAAGCAGUGUAAUGAACAUUUACCGAGAUUAGAACAACUGACUCAAAUCAGCCACCAACUUGGAGAUAAAACUGUAGCACCCGAUGAAGCUGAUUCUGUUCACAGUCGCUGGCAAUCGAUACAUGAUGUAGCCAUCGAAACUAGAACAAAAUUGGAAAAGCUUGUGUCUCAUUGGACCGAGUUUGAAAAAAAUAUUCAAGACUUUAAUGAGUGGUUGACUAGAUCUGAAAGUUUAGUUGGUGCUCAAUUAAGUGAUACUGCAUCAAAUGUCAACUUGGAGGAAAAGUUGAACACAUUGAAAGAAUUUAACAAGGAUAUAACCGAUAGACAAGUGCAAUUGAUAACACUUACUCAAGUGUCCGAUAACAUCAGUCACAGCUUAACUUUGGAGGGAGCUACAAACUUGAAGGGUACCGUUUCAGAGUUGAAAUCACGUGCGAGCAAAUUAGCAGAUACCGUGCGUCAAGAAAUAAAUAAAUCGUCAGAUUCAAUUUUGGUUAGAGAUGAGUUUCAAAUGAGACUAUCUCAAUUCGAGCAUUGGAUACUGGAAACUCAACAAAAUAUGACACAAAUGCGCAAUAUUCACAUCAAUAAUGUCGAAGACAAUCUUCAAACUACUCAUGCCUUUUUACAAGAUUAUUCCUACGAAGAAUCUGAAUUUAAAAAUAUUUGUGAAGGAGUCAGUAAAUUAAAAUCGUUUAGUACUCCAGAAGAAGCUGCAGUUCUUAAUGAUAAAUUUGAAAUGUUAAAAGUACAUUACAGAGAUUUGGGAAAUAUUAUGCGAGAUAGAAUAAAAAGACUUGAAAAAUGGUCUGAAUUGCUCAAUUGGAAUGAUGAAACGGCUGCUCAAAUCAAUCAUUUUGAAUACGAGGCUGAUACUCGGAAACCCAGCAUUGAAGAUUGUGACAGAUUAACAUCCGAAGUAAAGACCAUGCAAAAUAAAAUAAAAGAAUGGAAAGAGCAAGUUCAAAUAAUCGAUUCAUGGGACAUAUACAUAACAGAUAAGGAGAAAAAUCCCAUUACAGCUGAGUCGUUAAUAAACAAUCUGGAGAAGCAAAUCAUUUCAUUGGAAUCUACAUUGCUCUCGAAACGUAAUAAUUUGCAAAAUCUCAGUUCAAGGUGGGAGAAUUUCAGAAAGAUGCAACAAAAAUUAACUGAAGAUAUUCUUCAAACUCAAAAUGGUUUACAAGAACUGACAUAUACCGUCACUAGUUGUGAGCAGCUUUCCCCAGCAAUUGAAAAAAUAGCUGAACUUAAUGAAAGACACAAUCUAUGUAUUCCGGCUAAAGAUGAUUUGCACCAAGAAAGUAUGGAACUACUUAGAGACGAUCAAAGAUCAUCAACAAAUAUACAUGUUGUUUUAUCUUCCAUUGAUUCAAAUUGGGAAAAAGUUCACGAAUUAUUACAUGAACAAAGGAACAAAUAUGCUGAACUUGAAGGAGUGUGGAAACAAUAUGUUGAAGCUAACGACAAACUCAAUGCUUUUAUUGAAGAAUCUGUAAAUUUGAGUAACUCAGUGAAAAGUGUUCCCUGUGAUUUAUAUCAAGCUUCAUCGGCAGUCGAAACUCAGAAACGAGCUCUGGAAACACUGAAAAAGGGAAAAGUAUACUUAGAAAAAGUUGACUCUAAAUCUCAACAAAUUUUGAAAGAAGCUUCGCUCAUGCCUAACUUCAACCACGAUUCUAUCGAAUCUAAUGUUUCAAACGUUCAUAAAAAGUAUCAGGAUACUUAUUCUAACAUUGUCGAAAAAAUCCAGCUCAAUGAAACGCAAGUAAUCAUUUGGAAACAAAUUAACGAUGCAAAAGAAGAUUUAACUCGCUGGCUCAAUGAUACAACUAAUAUAUUAAAAACUGCCCAAGAAAAUUUAAUCGAUACUGAAAACGCUCGUGCAAAAUUGAUGAAGUUCAGAGAUGAAUUACCAGCCCAUCAAUUAUUACAGCAAGGAAUCCUCACAAAAACAGAACAACUUCUUAAACUUAAUGGAGGAGUAGGAAUUCCAACAUUGGCCUCACUUAAUCAUGUCAUUUCUGAACAAUUUGAAGUAGUUGAGUCUGCUGCCAAUGCAUUGGAGAAAAUUACAUCUAAUUUUGCAGAACAAGAACAAGUCAUUCGCUUGGACUUGAAGAAAGUGAACGACAUAAUAUCAAAGGUUCGAGAGGAAGUUAUUAAAUGUGAUGAUUUGACUGGAGAAAAUGUGAAAAUUAUAAAUAGAAUCAAACAUUGUGCUGAAAUGAAAGUAGAACUAAAUACUUGCGAUGAAAUUCUCAAGAAAACUGAUGAUAACAUAAAACAGUUAGCUACCCAGUAUCCAUCCGUACUUCAUUCAAGUUUGCUGAAGGAAUUACAGUCUCUUCAUGAACGGCACAAUUCAGUGACGAAUCAUGCUGAAAAAGUUUAUGUAACUUUAAAGGCAUUUUUGAUAAAGUUGUAUAACGAAAAGUUUAAUUACCUUCAGCGAAUGGUAUCUAGUUGCAGAGAUAAGGUUACUUGGUGCGAACCUGAUCAGAAUAGCGAUAAGUACAAUUUGGAAGUCAAAUUGGCCUCUCUUCUUGAAGCUGAAGUCGAGAUAAAUGAUUGCAACGAAAGAAAACGUGAAACCGAUAAAACGCUGCAAUUAUUAUCUGAAGUUGAAAAUCCUGAAAAUUUGCAAAAAUUGCAAGAUGAGCGAGAAAAAGUUCAUGUUGAUUUAGAAGCUCUUAAACUAGUCUUUCAAGCAGUGAAAAAAGAGCUUGAAAAAAAUAUUCAAAUGUGGUUACGCUACGAAGCUAUGCUUCAAAGUGUAUUACAAAUUCUUAAAGGAGAUGAAAACAGAGUUAGAGCUGAAAGUUCAACUUUAUUCAGUAUGGAAGAUAUAGAGACAAAACAAGCCGAAAUAGGUGCACUUCAGAAAGAAUUCAAAGAAAAUAGAGUUGAAAUGAAUAAAUUAAUAACUUUCAGCAAUCUCUUGACUGAGAUAAGCCCUGAUUCUCGAAUUCAACAAUACAUAAAUCACUUGGAUGCACGAUUUGAGGCUAUCGAAAAAUUCAUUGUCCAACAAAUAAGCAAACUGCAAGAACUCUAUAUCAAUAGAAUCCAAUACCUUAAAAAUUUGAACGAGUUGGAAUCUUUAAUUUCAAAGUGCGAAGAAACAUUGAAAAUUUACGAGGAGAUUGGUGGAGCCAAGCCAAUGUCUUUCUAUCAAUCAAGAUUGAAUGAACUGAAGGCAUUUAAUGAAGAAAAAGAAAAAGGUCAAAGUUUGUACAAUUCAACUGCCGAAGCAGCAGAAGCACUGUAUCCUAAAAUCAAUCCUGAAGAAAGAGAAGCUGUAAGAUCAGGUUUGAGAAUACUCCGUUCUAGGUUGGACAAUUUAACUGAUAAAACAAAUUUAAUUCACAAAAAAGUUGAAAGUGACAUGAUGCAUAGAUCUUCGUUUGAAGAUAAAUAUUCACAAGUAAGGCAGUGGAUAUUAGAAGCACAAGGAAAAUUGGGUAGUAAACAAGAAUUGCUUCCAACACUUCAAGAAAAGAAAGUAGCACUUCUUGGGUAUAAAACCGUUGCUCAAGAUGUAAAGGCCCAUAAAAGUAUUCUUAUGCAACUUCAGGAGCGUUUCCAAAGCAUGCCAGACGAUGAGUCAAACUCCAUGAUCAAUGAUAUGAUUGAGUCUUACGACAAGCUAUCGGAAGAAGUUGAAGAUAGAGUGAAUGUAGCCACAAAAUAUGUGGCUAAUCACGAAGCAUAUCAACAAACAUUCGAUAGCAUGCGCGAUUGGAUAAGUACCAUAGUUAAUGAAACAUCUGCUUAUUUGGACGAUACGGCUGUUGAGCGUGAAACUGCAAAAUCAAGCAUAAAUUUCAUUGAAAAUAUUUUGCAGCAAAGAGAAGAAGGUGAUCGAUUGAUAGAAGAUUGUAAUUUGCAAUUAAAUAUUAUUUUGGAGCAAACUUCGAUACAAGGACAUCCGAUUCUUAUGAAAGCGUUCGAAGAACAAAAGAAAAUUUGGCAAGACUUUUUAGUAAAGUGUGAUCUUUUCAGAGAAAAAGUCAAUCAUUUGUUUGAUGAAUGGUCAGAAUUCCAAAAAAUAGUUGAAGAGCUUGAAGUUUGGACAAAGAAUAUGGAAUCACAAAUGAAGGAUCAAAGUUUGAAAAGUUCAGAAGAAGCAAAAGUCGCUCAUUUGCAGCGCCUAAAAUCUCUCGAAGAAGAAAUUAAUGCUAAAGCUCCAGCGGUCAAUUUGGCUUUUGAGAAAAGCCAAGCGAUUGAAACCGAGUCUGAAUUGAUUUCCAGAGUGUCUAAGCAGGUCACAAAGUAUCAAGCUUUGAAAAAUCAAAUUAAAGAAGCUGUAUCAAGAUACGAACUAUUCUCAAAAGAGCACAAUGAAUUUAACCAACGAUACAAUCAUUUUGUCAACUGGAUACAGGAGUUGCAGGGCAAAUUAGAUAAAUACAGUGAGAUCGUUGGUAAUUUGCAUGCAUUGCAAGAACGUCAAAAAGCAAUUCGUGAUCUUGUGGACGUUCGUUCAACUGAAAAUCCGAAAUUCGAAUCAGUUAUCGAUUUAGGCGAGAGAUUGUACACGCAUACGUCACCUGAUGGACGAGAAAUCAUUCGUCAACAAUUGCGAAAUCUAAGAACACUUUGGGAUACUUUUUCAGAUAAUUUGCAAGCCACGAGCCAAAAGUUAGAUUUGUGCCUAACUCAGUUUUCCGACUUUUCUAAUUCGCAUGAGCAAUUAAACUCUUGGUUACACGAUGUUGAGCGUGCCAUGCUCCAACAUACUAUACAUAAGUGCACUUUGGAAGAGAAAAAAGCUUUGCUUCAAAAUCAUAAAAUAAUGCAUCAAGAAAUAACGUCUCGCCAAUCACUUGUUGAAGCCGUAUGCGAAAAAGCCCAACAGUUAGUUGAUCAAACCAAAGACUCAUCUCUCCACGUAUAUCUUAAUUCGAUCAAACAACUAUUUAAUAAUAUUGUCACAUAUUCACGAGAUUUGUUAGAGCAUCUUGAGGAUUGUGCUGAUAAGCACAAUAAAUUUAUUCUUCAAUCUAAAGCGUUCUCAGAUUGGCUACAGGGAGAAAAAGAAAAGUUACUUGAAUGCAAUGAUUUGAGUGGUGAACGUACUGAUAUAUCGAAGAAAUUGGCAUUAUUGACAAUUUUGAAAGAUGGAAAAGAGCACGGAAUGGAAAUGAUAAAAAAAUUAAAGGAUGCUGCAGAAGUUUUGAAUAAUAACACGGCACCUAAAGGGCAGGAAGUUAUUCAAAACGAAAUUUCAAAUCUUGAGGCUCAAUUAAAUCAACAUAUCCAAGACAUUGAUUCGAGCGAAUUAAAACAAAAUGUAGCUUUACAAAAGUGGAAAGAAUUUGAAGAGCCUUUGGAAAAGUUUAUGAAAUGGUUCAGGGAAAUGGAAGCUGCUUUCAGAGAUCAUCCAUUACAUCCAGAUAUUGAAGGAAAACAAGCCCAACUAAACUUAUUUAAAGAAAAACGUGAAAUAAUCAUUCAGAGAGAGAGCGAGAUCGAUCAAUUUGUCGAUAAAACUCAUGUAUUAAUUAACUCAAGUGGAGUUGAGAGAAUAAAACCCUUGAUUUCACAAAUAAGUAAUAGAUACACUUCUCUUUUAUCACUGAGCAAAGAUGUUAUCAAUCGGUGCAUCGAAAUGGUGGAAGAUCACAAAAAUUACAACGAAAAACUCUCAAAUACAGAUGCCUGGCUAACACCAUUGGAACAACACUUGCUUGCUUUAAAUUCUGAUGAAUUGAUUGGAAAUCCUGAGGCUAGAAAUUCUAGAUUGCAGUUACUUCUAAGUGAACAAGAUCAAUCCCAAAAUUACAUUGAAAAUCUUGUAUCAGCUGGUGAAAGGAUUCUACCUGAUACAUCGUCACGUGGCCGUGAGAUAAUCCGACAGCAAAUCAGACAAAUUCGUGAGAGAUGGGAAAAUUUGACGGAGAGUAUUUCUGAACAACAAAAGAAACAAGGCCUUCAAUCUCUACAAUGGUCGAGUUGUCAAGAGAAUUUGCAACAAAUAUACUCGUGGCUGGAUAACAUGGAACGAACUAUUAAACAGGAAGUUUCCUUGAUGCCUUCAUCUUUGCAAGAAGUGCGUUCUAAAUUAAUCAAAGGAAAGACUCUACAACAAGAAAUCUUAUCUUACAAGAGAGUCAUUGAAUCGAUCUCAGAAAAAGCCAAUUCUCUUGUUCAAGUAUCUCAACUACCAGUUGAUAUUCAAGAUAAAGUUCAAGUUAUCAAUCAACGAUUCGAACGUCUCGUAGAAAAUUCCACAAGAGGUUUAGCGAAUUUGGAAGCGGUAUUAGAGGUAUUCCAAUGUUUCCAUGAUUUGCAAAAAUCUUUUAAGGAAUAUCAAAAAGAGCAGUGGGAUCAGCUGACCAGUUACAGUGAUUUUACUGGUAAUAAGGCAGCGUUACAAUCCAAGUUAACUAAAGUAAUAGAGAUUCAAGAUCACUUGGGUGAAGGAGAAGUCAAACUGAAUGCUCUAGAAGAACAUUUAUCAAAAUGUUUGAGUGUUGUAUCUCCAAGAUCCCAAGAAUCAAUGGAGAGAGAUUUGAACAACCUUAGAUUUGACAACAAAAAAUUCGCUGACUCAGUCGCUGAGACUAUACACUCGUUCGAGGAGCGGAUUCAGCAAUGGAAUGAAUAUGAAUCAUCAUUGGAAAGACUUCUCAUUUGGUUGAUGGAUGCUGAAACUUUAUUGAAAAACUACUGCUUGAAAAAUUCAAUUGAAGAGAAGGAAGAACAACUAGAAAGAUAUCAGGACCUAUUAAAAGUAAUGGAGUCGCGUAAUGCGGAUGUUUUGGAGUUAGUAGCCCUUGGUGAUCAUCUGGAACAAGUUUUACUAGUUAAUCUUCGCCAAAAUGAAACUGAGUUCGACAAGAUGAGUGAUAGUUCAUCCGAUCUCAUCAACAUCAGUGGUGAAACAAGAUUUUCAGUGAGUGUCCAACAAAUAACAUCACGCUUUCAGUCAGUUCAAUCAACUGCAAAGGAAUUAGUAAAAAAAUGUGACCAAGCUCUGAUGGAUCAUAGAAAUUACAUCGAAAAAUACAAGCAGUGCUCUGAACGUUUGGCAGUGGCUCAACAAUCUUACACUGCAGCCUGUAAAAACAUUUCCGGAACUCGUCAAGAGCUGAUGUCACACAUGGAUACUAUAAGAGAUCUUUUGAGUCGUCAAUCAUCCAUGGUUUUCUGCGUUAACAGCACCGUUGAAGCUGGUGAACGCUUGUAUUCAACAACAGGAUCAGAUGGGCGUGAAAUUAUAAGACAACAACUUUUGGAUCUGCAACACAUUUUAGAGUCACUUUUUGAUGGCAUAACUCUGACUGAACGUGAAAUGCAGUCUAAAAUAUCUCGAUGGUCAGGCUUUGUUGAAAGCAGUGAGACUUUUAAUGAUUGGCUAAAAAAUGUUGAAAGUCAUCUACAAAAAGGACUUGAACUUAAAGCGACACUUGAUGAAAAACGAGCUCAGUUACAAAUUUAUCGCAACGCCCUUCACGACAUUCAGACUCAUCAGCAAGAUCUACUGGAUUUGAAAGAUAAAGCUGAUUCUCUUCCAGAAAGAUCAGAAAAAGUUGAUAAAGCAUUGAACGAAUUAACAAACAGGCAUGCUGCUAUUAUGAAAAAGGCAUCUGGAUUCGUCGAAACGUACGAGACAUACGUUAGCGAUCAUCAACAGUAUAGCAAAGCUGUUCUCGAUACUCACGAAUGGCUUGAUGCAACUUUGAACGCUGUUCACGUAUGGGGCGAUACAGAGCUCGAUCGAGUAUCUCUUCACACGAACUUGGAUCGUUUGCAGAAUUUGUUGCAAAGCUUUUCCGAUGACGAAGCUAGAGUUAGCAGAAUUCGUAGUCUCGGUGAAAAGGUUAUUCCAGGAACUUUGGAAUCGGGACAGAUUAACAUUCGAUCACAGAUGGACUCUUCCCAGCAAGAAUGGGAAUCACUACUAUCAACAGUAAGAUCCACUACCGAAGCACUGAAGAACAAAUUACAAUUGUGGGACGAGUAUGAAGUUAUGAAGGAGCACUGCUUAAGUUGGUUACGCGAUACGGAUACUAAACUUCACGCUGUCGACCUGAAAUCAACUCUCGAUGAAAAGAAAGAACAAUUGGAGAAGUUGCGAAAUUUGCAAGGUGAGAUUCGUGCCAAAGAGUUGGAAAUGGACAAUGUUACUGAAAGGGCCCAUCAACUGCAUAAACAAUCUCUGAGAAGUUCACAAAUAUCAGAAUUGGGUGUGAAAUACCAACAGUUAUCGGUUAAAGUGAAGGAUUUAAAUAAUCGCUGGCAACAAUAUGUCAUGGGCCAUCAAGAAUUCGAUAAUCAACUAUCCGAAUGUAAUCACUGGCUUGAUGACGUUCGAGCUAAACUUACUUAUUGUUCCGAUCUUUCUGCUUCGUCGCAAAAAGACCUUGAAAAGAAGAUGGAAAUCAUUCAGGACUUGUUGGUUUAUAAAGAAAGCGGAUUUGCUAAGAUUCAAAAAAUCGUUGAGCUGGCUCAAGGAGUACUUGCUAAUACUGCACCGGCUGGACACGGUAAAAUUAAUGAAGCUGUUGCAAAACUCCAGGAGCAAUGGAGCUCAUUGGCAUCUAAAAUGCUCGAGACCAAAACUAAUUUGGAUGAUUCCAUCAACAAAUGGGCUGGACUCUUGGAACAAAUACAAAAUAUAAAUAAAACGGUUGAGCUUAUGGAAGGAUCCUAUGACGAAAUAUCGACUUAUCAAACAACUAUGAGCGAAAAACGUUCACAGCUCGAUAAAUUGAGAAUCCUAGAAGAAAAAGGUCGUUGUGAAAAUAUCGAAGUUGAUGGUUUAAAAUCUAAGGUGGAAGAAAUGAUUGCAAGUGGACAGCAGAGUACAGCAGCUUCUCAAGCCAAAGAUAUUCUAAAUAAAUUUGAUGAUUUGUUUGGAAAAAUAAAGUCAAUAUUAUCAGAACGACAAGAUCAGUACAAGCAUCAUAAACUUUACAAAGAAGCUCACGAUGAUUUAAUUGGUUGGCUGAAUAGAGCUCGUGAAAAGAUUCCAUCCUCGAAACAACGUUCCCUAAGCGACAAACUUGCUAUUGAAAAUGCCGUAGCCCCCUUGGAAAGUCUCAUGAAUAAGAAAGCUCAGGGCGAAUUGAUGGUCGAGCAACUGCAGCAUACUGGUCAAGUCGUUUGCGUCAGCACAAGCCCUCAGGGUCAGGAGGUGAUUCGUAACGAGAUUCGCGCUUUGACAGAGAGUUUUGAAAGUUUGUACAAGGAAAUUCAGCAUCAAAAGGACCAAUUAGAGUCGACUGUUGGUCUUUGGCGUGACUUCAAAGAUGAGUAUGAAAGACUUAGUGACUGGUUGCAGCAAUCUGACAUCUUGAUAAAGGCUCAGAAAAAUUCUCUCUUACCUGAUGUGAAAGAAAAAGAAAAGCAAGUCAAAGAGGUUAAAGAAAUUCUUAGUAAUUUAUCUAAGGGACAAGAUCAAAUUGAUAAGUUCAAUAAGUCGGCUGCUGCCUUGCAAGGUACUCCUCUGGAAAGUUACGUCAACAAUCAAUUACGUCACUUAAAUUCACGCUACCAGGUACAAGUGAAUUUAGCGAAGGAUGUACUUCAGAAGGUUGAAACGAACUUUGCGCAACAUCGAGAGUAUGAAAAUAAUCUCGGCAAAACUCGAGAUUGGAUUAAUAAUGCCAAACAGAUAAUCCGUCAGGGUACGGAUGCGGGAUCUACUAGCAGCCGCGAAGAAUUACAAGAACGUUUAGAUAAAAUUCAAGAACUCUUGAGAAAGCGCGAGGAAGGUCAAAAUCUCGUUCAUCUUACCGUCAAUAGUGGUGAAAAAGUUUUGCGCAACACGAGAUCCGACGGCCGUGAGCAAAUAGCCACAAAUUUGAAAGAAAUUCAAAAUGACUGGGAACGUCUUGUAAAGAAGAUAUCGACUACGAAAGUGCAUUUGGAAACAAGUCUUUUGCAAUGGGCAGACUAUAGCUCUUCGUAUUCGCAACUGCAACAGUGGAUUAACGAUCGCGAGGCCAAACUCCAACAAGCUUGCGAACAAAAAGUUUCAAAAGCAAGAAAGGGUGUUGCGGGGCUGAAUUCUUUGGCGAUUGGCGAGCGUAAAGCGAAUCUACGUCAAACCAACAGCAUUGUUCAGGAUAUAGUUGCUUUCGAACCAAUGAUCCAAUCGGUUACAACGAAAGCGGAAGAUCUUCAGCAAGCUACCCCGGCCACUGAAAUAUCUAUUAAAUACGAAACAUUGAGCAAACAAGCUCAAGAGCUUUAUGCCAAACAGAAAGAAACUGUCGAACUACACCAAGCAUUUAUUGACAGUGGAAACGAAUUUAUCCAGUGGAUCAGAGUGGCGAAAGAGAGAUUAGGAAAAUGCUCAGAACCUACUGGAGAUAAAGAUUCUCUUGCAAGCAAAAUAUCUCUGCUUAAAGUGCUGGAGAAUGACCUCCCAGAAGGUCAGAAGAAAUUGCAAAAAGCGUUAGAACACGGUAAUGCUGCUUGUCAAAUAGCUGAUAACGAAGAGAAAGAAAUCAUUGAAGAAGAAGUUGCGCUCCUGCAAGAAGAAUAUGACAAUUAUGUCGACUCGUUGAGUAAUACCAAGAACUUGCUCGAAAUUGGAAUCGUUAAGUGGACAGAAUAUGAAGACCAAUUCUCUGAGGCUGCUGAAUGGUUAUCUCAGACGGAGAAAUUAGUGCAGAGUUUCAAUAAACUGCAAGAUAGCCUUGAGGAAAAGAAAAAUGUAUUAGAACAAUUCCAAGGUCACCUUCAGACUUUGUUCGAUUGGCAGAAAGAUUUGGACAGAUUAAAUAUGAGAGCUCAGAUGUUACUGGAGACUUGCGCCGAUACUCGUAUUUCAAAUGCUGUAACGCAAUUGACUACCAAGUAUAAUGCACUUCUUUCAUUGGCUAAAGAAAUAAUGCGAAGACUAGAGUUGCACUAUCAGGAGCACCAACAACACAAUACUCUGUAUCAAGAAUGCCAAGACUGGAUAGAUCGUACACGGGAUAAGCUGAACGAAUGUAAAGAAAUUCCGAAUUCACUCAUGGAAAUCAAUAGUAAAUUACAUACUUGCAAAAUGAUACGACAAAGUUUAGAACAAGGUCAAAAUAAACUUCGCUAUGCUCUUGAAUUGAAAGAAAAAGUCAUAAUGAACACGGAGCACAGUGGAGCUCUCAAAAUUCGUGAAAAUACAGACAAUCUCAAGUCUGACUUCGAUAAACUACUGAGUGAUGUUGAAGAAAUUAGGCAAAAACUUGCAAUUAGGGCUGGGGUUCUUGAAGAGCUCAAUAAAGUACAUCGAAUGCUCGUAGACUGGCUCGAAGAGGUCGAGAGUAAUAUUCAAGUCGACCAAGCCUAUCGAAACGACUUGAGUGAGAAACGUGCGCUCUUGGAAAAGUAUAAAACCGUUCAAAGAGAUAUGCUCGGUCAUUCUGAAAAUAUUGAGAAGUUCAAGUUACGCUUGGCUGAUGAUACUAUUUCUCAGAAAACUCCUUACGAUGAGACUGUAGCCAAAUACGAAGAGCUUUGGAAGCUUGCUGCCCAUAAAAUUCAAAAUUUGGAGAGUCAAGUGAAAGAUCACGAGACUUAUCAGCAUGCGUUCAACGAAGCUUCUGAUUGGGUGCGUCGUAUGAAAAUCGAUCUGCAGCAAUACAGUAUAACACACGGCGAAAGAGAAAAAGUUGCAGAACGAGAAGGAAAAGUUAAGCAGAUGAUUGCAAAUCUUCCAGAGGGGCAAUCUUUGAUAUCUAAAGUUAUCGAAACGAGCCAAACGGUUUUGAAUACCACAGGUCAAGAAGGGCAAGAUACAAUUAAUCACGAUGUUGAACAAUUGCAAGACGACUGGCAACAUCUUCAACAUUUAUGUCAAGAAACAGAAAAGACACUUUCUGAUUGUCUGUUAACUUGGUCGCAAUUCACUGCUAUUUUGGAAAAUAUGCAAAAGUGGGUUGACCAAUUCAGGGUAAAAAUAAACAACGAACAGGCAAAAGAAAACAAGACCCCAGAAGAUUUGGAAAGGUGCAAGAGCCUGAUUGAAGAAGCAUUACGACAAAAACCGACUUUGGAAGAUCUGAAUGAUAAAUGCGAACUUUUAAUGGAAAUGAGCGUUUGUAAUUGGGCAAGGGAAAAAACUGUUCAGUUACAGUCUGCAUAUACUGGACUCUUAACCGAUGCGCAAGGACUAGUUUCUAAGGUUGAAAAAAAUUUAUCAGACCAUACAGAAUUUUUAAAAGCAAAGAAAGAACUUGGAGAUUGGCUGCGGACGGCUCACAAUUCAGUUCAAGAUUGCGUAGGCGUGGGAGACGUUAACUGGGCAAAAGAUAAGUUAGGAAUAACAAAGGAUGUAGUCAGAAAAAUCGGCGAGGGUUCCCAGUUACUUUCGUGUUUGCAAAACGUUUUUACCAAAGCGAUUAAUACUGCACCUUCUGAUCAACAGGAGGAGUUGAGAAAUGAUAUGUCCGAAUUACGUUCGAGUUGGGAACAACUCACUAUGGACCUUAAUACAGUUCAAGCACAACUCAAGUCCAUCAUUCAUAGAUGGGAAGAUUUCUAUGAAACUCGAAAUCAAUUCGAAAAGUGGCUGAACCAGACAGAAGAGAUCUUGAAUGCUGUUCCUAACACGAAGGGUGAACUUGGUGAAAUGAAGACGUACUUGGAGAAAUAUAAACACGUCAACGAAGAGGUCCGUAGCAAAAAGUCUGACUUGGAUCAUUUGGUCAGUGAGGCAGCUGAGUUAUCUCACUGGGCGAAGGAUGAUACAGCAGAAAAACAAGUUGACAUCUUGAAAUCUCGUUGGGCAUCAUUGGAAGAUUUCGUCCAUAUCCGAAAGAAUAUGAUCGACGAGGAAAUUAAAGAGUACAACGCUUAUCAUUUGGGUUUGCAAGAUAUUGAAAAGUGGCUUCUACAGGUUUCGUUCCAGCUUAUGGCUCAUAACUCGCUUUAUAUUGUGAGCAAAGAACAAACUUUAGAACAGAUCAGCACUCAUCAGACCUUGCUCACUGAAAUUCGCAAUUACGAAUCGGUAUUGGAUGAGCUGAAAACUAAGGGAGAGGAACAAAUCCGCACGUAUGAAGAAUCGAAUCCUCAAAUCAGACCAACGAUUUCAACUCAGCUUGAAAAUGUCAGAGAAAGCUAUAAAUCUCUUUUGACAACCGCUUUACAAAUAGAAAGUCGAUUAAACGAAUCAUUAUCUAAAUUCCAAGAAUAUGAAAACACCCUCGAAAGUAUUCUUAACAACUUGGACGAAUACGAACCUCAAGUGAUUGAGCAUCAGAACGCGCCUUUGGACACUCUUGAACUGGCAGAAGAAAAUCUUGCUUCAUCAAAGGUUCUUUACAAUAAGUUACUGAGUGAGAAAGCUCGACUUGCUCUUGCUGUUGAAGCUUGCGAAGCAGCUGCUGCUUGUCUUUCUCGUCCAGGAAGUCCUUUAGAUUCUCCAUCUGUGCCAAUACCUGCUAAAGAAAUGGAAGUUCGCACGAGACUGGACGAUGUCAUCGAUCAGAUGCAAUCGCAUUUGUCCAAUGUACUAAAAACUGUAAACGAAUUAGAAGAUCAAACUCGUCAAAGAAAUGCUUUAGUUACUUGGAUAAAUCAGCAAAGAGCAUUGUGUGCUGAAUGGAAAUUUAGACCGGCCAAAUUACGAGCCGAAGCAGCGCAAUCUGAACUCCAAACGAUGAACGAUCUUUUGACGAGCGUCGGUGAAAAACGACAUCAAGCUGAAGCUGAGCAAAUGAUUCGAUCAAAUGGCCAGGAUAGUGACAUCGAAGAGAAUCUUGACAAGCUGGAAGCUGAAUUGAUCGAUGCGAUUGCCAGCAAACAAGCUUCCCACGAGUUAAUUCAAAAGUAUCGAAACGAAUUACAAGAUAUUCAUUUAUGGUUCGAUGCUCUGUCUAAAAAGAUUGACGUGAUUGAAAAAGGAAGUGGUCUGACAAUAAGUCAAAAAAUUACAUCUCUCAAAGAGAUAACUUCAGAAUUUGAAGUUCAAGGUCCAAAUCGGAUUGGGGAAGUGAAGAAACUUGCUGAACAAGUGAUGGAUUCCGUCAGCAAUCUCGAUUCUCAACAAAUCGAAGAACAAAUGAAAUCUGUCGAACGAAGACAAGGUGAAAUCAGUAAGAAACUUCAGCGUAAGGCUCAAGUCUUGGAAAUGACCGCUCAAGGUAUCGAUGCGACUAGACGUGAAAUCGAGGAGAACCGCGAAUGGAUCAGCGAGAAAAAACGCAUCGCUCGUUCGGACGAGCCUCUGGGAUACGAGAGUCGUCAAGCCGAUGAAAGACUGCUGUCUCUGAAGAGCAUUCUGAAAGAAGCCGAGUCAAAGCAGUCGUUGUCGGACUCGUUGGAAAAGCGAGUAGGUAACAUGCAGAACGAGCUCGAAACCACCGAACAGCAACAGCUCGAAGCCGAGACCAAAGCUCUAAGAUGCGAGCAAGCCGAGCUCUGCUCCAUCCUGCGAGAAGAAAUUUCGGCCGCGACCGCGGCAGUCGAGACCAGACGCAAGCUCGAGAACGACCUCGAAAAAGCUCGAUUGUGGAUCAAAGCUACGAGCAACGAUCUGAAAAAACUCAGCGGCUACCUACCAUUGAAGGCUUCAAAAGUCGAGGAGGACAUCAAGCAACACAGCGGCCUAGUGUCCGAGAUACGGCGCUUCAGCGAGGGCAGCUUGAAGGACCUGCUCAAGCACGGCAACGCCAUGCUCAGGGAGUGUAACGAGGGUGAUCGCCAAAGACUGCAGGCUCUUCUCGACAAAGUGAACGAGGAGUACCAAGAACUGCAGAAAGAAGCGCACGAGAAGCAGGCCGCGCUCGCCGAUCUUCUGCAAGGAAGAAAGGCUUUCGAAAGCGAGUUGGAUAAGUGCCAACGCUGGAUCACAGAAGCGGAAGUCGCCACCGCGGCAGAGCUUCGCAAGUCCAGCAUCGAUGUGCUUCGAGAACAGUUGGCGAAGUAUGAUCGUUUGAAAAAAGAAGCCAAAGAAUACGCUGACGAUAUCGAAAAAAUAGUCCAACAAGGCAAAUCCAUUUUGCCCACGAUCAGUGACGCUGAUAAACAAGAACUCAGCGAACAAUUGAAGAACAUGAGAGAACAACACAGUCGAGUCGCUGGAGUAAUCAACGAGCGAUCAGCUGCUCUUCAGAAAAACAUCGAUGAAGCUGAAGAAGUAGCCGCUCGAGUAGCUGAGGCAGUACAAUUCAUGACCACCAUUCAGGAAGAGCUCCAAGAUUUGAACAAACCAAUUGGAUCUCGAGUCGAAGAUGUCGAAGGUAUGCUGGCAGCUUACGAGCGUAUUCUCGACGAUUUGAAAACUAGCAAAGCUAAGCUCUCCGAUCUUGGCUCGUCCAACGUUGGAGAAUUACACGGGGUCAUUUCUCAACAAGACGAUUUGAUUCGAGCUCUCGAGGCUCAAAUAUCAAAACUUCGUCAGCUAUUGUUGUUGCGUCAACAGUUCAUUGCUUUGGUUACGGAGAUAAUGACGUUCAUCGCAAAGUAUACCGAGAUCGUACGAGAUAUCGAGAAAGGCUACCAAACUACCGAGGAAAAAAUCAAAAAGUACGAAGACGUGAUCGUGAAAAUUCAAGAGUGCGAGGCUACUUUAGCCAGUGCCACCGACAAAGGUCAGCAGAUCGCCGUCGAAGGCUCGGCGGCGGAUAAGAACAACAUAACCGAGCAACUGCAGUCUUUGAAACAGCAGCUACAGACGCUCAGACGAGCCGUAGAAAAUCAACGGGAGAAGCACGAGCAAGCGGCUGCCGAACACAGGCGAUUGGCCAAUGAACUCGCGGACAUUCUCGAUUUCCUCGAGGGCAAAGAAAAAGAAGUGAAGACUCGACCACUGCUCGAGAGGCACUCGGAGAGUGUCGAGGCCGAAUUGGAAAAGCACAAAGUUCUAUGUAAAUCGGUCAACGAGUACCUCGAUAAAAUCAAAGAGAUCAAAGAAUCGAUGAAGCACGAGGACGGUAUGCCUGGAUCGUUGAAGGAAAUGUUCAGCGAAGCCGUGUCGCUGCUGACAUCUUUACCGCGAGAAAUGGAAGAGAGAGAAAAUUAUUUGGAAAGCAAUAAACAGAUGAGGACGGAUUACGCUACGCUCAGGGAAAAAUUGCAUGGAUGGGUGCGAGAAGCCGAAAUCCGAUUGGAAAGUGAUAAAGAUGGCUUAGACUUUGAAAAUAUAUUGAGCGAUCUUGAGGAACAUAAGAUUUACUUCAGUAGCGAGGCAUCGAUUCGAGAGCUCGUUUCCCAGCAAAUCCAGCAAGCGGCCGAUAAAAUCUGGCCGUCUCUGAGCACGGCCGAGCAGGAGGAAUUGGGCGCGGAACAGCAGCAGCACACGCAACUCCUGAAGAACACGCUAAACACGGCUAAAUCGCAUCGAGCGCGCUUGGAGCAGGGCGCCGAGACCUGGCGAGAUUAUUCGCAAACGUUGGAACGUGUGAAAGCGGUUAUCGCUAGGACCAGGUUCACGGACGAGCCCGUCUCCACUCUCGCUGGCUUGCAGUUCAACAUUCAAAAAAUUACUCACGCAUUGAACGAUAUUCAGAAUCAACAUUACGAGCUUGACCUUUACAACGAACGUAGCAAAGAAAUAAUCCAACAAGCAGAUGAUGCCAAUAAAAGGCGCAUUGAGAAACAGCUCGAAGAAAUAAGUAACGAGUGGCAACAGUUGGUCUCGGGUCUUGAAACUCGUAAAAAUGCUCUCGAAGCUUUAUCCAAACACUGGGAAGAGCUCGAAGCUAAAUGGUCAAGCACAGAGACGAAGCUCACUGCGAUCGACGAGCGUGGCAAACUCGUCGAUACAGUCGUACGAUCGAAACAGCAUCUAUUGGAUACUAUUAAAGCACUUAACGAAUUAACAUCGGAAGCUGAAACGUUAAGAUCGGACGCCCAAGAGGUAAGAGAUUUGGCAGGACCGGUUCUUUCGUACUUGGCAGCUUUUACCGAAAAACCUGCACGUGCUCUCGAGGAGCGAAUCGAUAAACUUAGCUCUGCCGUCGACAAGCUCGUCGAUUUACUGCAAUCCAAGUCCGAAGAAUCGAAGGAAGAUUUACAAAGUUUACGUCGUGUGGACGAGGCCUUAGAUCAACACCGCGAGUGCCUCGAAUCGAUUUUGGAGCGCAUCACGUCGGUGCACGUUUACGACUCGAAUCAGGAAGCGGUCGAGCGCGAACUCAGCGAUAUCGGCCGCGAACUUGACUCGGAGCUCGAGGCUCUUCGGCGCAUUUCAGAAGACACCAAGACCCGCUACCAGAACAGCCAGCAGCUCAUACCAAUCGAUCUUGGCCAGAAAUUGGCAGCCUUUGAGCUGAGAGCCGAGGACACCAGCCAAGCCAUGGAGGAGAAGCAACGGGCGCAGAAGCGAGCCAAAACCACGCGUACGGACUAUUUGGCCGAUGCCGACGAGCUACAAAAGUGGCUACGCGAGGCCGAGCUCAAAGUUCAAGAUAGAUCCUGUGAACCGAGUAAGAUGAUGGAGCACCUCAGGCAAAUACAGUCUGAGCUACCACCUAUCACGGAUAAGCUCGAGCGUAUGACCAAGAACGGAAAGACCAUUGUAGAUAAUAACAAGGACGAGGAGGAAAAGCAGAGAAUCACUACUACCAUCGCCGGCGUUACAGAACAACUGGCUCAAGUCAAAUCGUGGUUAGAUGAAAAGAAACAACAAGUAGGCGAUACGCUCGACGCUUGGCAGAGAUUCUUGACUCUGCUCGAAGCAGUAAAAGCUUGGACUGCGGAGAAAAGAGUAUUUUUACAGGAGCCUUUGAGACUUAGCAGUCUGAGUCAGGCGCGACAAAAAUUACACGAGUAUGCGACCGCUGUCAAAAGUUGCAAACAAGUCAACAAAAAUCUUAGUGACAUGGGCCGUGAAUUAGAGAGCAUUGGCCAAGUCACAAGUGUAGGCGAUUUACCUCAUAGACUAACCGAAGUCGAAGAGGCCAAAGUCGAGGUUGAAGGGCAUCUUCUUGAAAGGAACGCAUUGUUGCAAGAAACGAGCGAAGAAUGGGAACAGUGCGAACGCAAAAUGAAGGAAGUCAAAGUUUGGUUGGACAAGGCUCGACAGAGCCUUGAUUCGGCGCAAAACAAAAAGAAACCGUUGAGGGAUCAGCAUGCGAUACGCGAAAAAAUGUUGAGCGACGUGACGAUACAAAAGACCAAAGUAUCGAUGAGCGUUGAAAAAUUGCAGGUACACUUCCGAUCUGGAAUCGGUGGUGACAGUAGAGUCGUCGAGAGCGCCGACGAAAUUGUAGCCGAGCUCAACGUGCUGAACGAGACGGUCAAAGAGCAAACUGCUUCUCUCGAAGCUUGCCUUGCGCAGCUUGAUAAAUACCAUCAGGAAAUACAACAAUUAAGACAACAAAUUGUUCAAGUUGAACAGCAACUGCGGACUGUUUUGAGUCCGACUUAUUCUCCUAAUGACAGAGAAAAGGCACAACAAGAACAACAGACCUAUCAGGAACGUAUCAAAUCGCUUCAAAGUAAAAUUCAGGCUCGCUCCGAAAGAUCUAAAUUAUUACUUCAACGUGGCACGCCAGAUGCAGAACUAUUAGAACCAUAGUAGAAUCUAAACUUUUUUAAAAAUUAUCAAGUUCAAUGAAAUGUGAUUUGGUAUGACGAUAGGCAUGCCUUGUUAAAAAUAUAUAUACCGUAUAAUCUUUGUAUUUUAAGUAAAAAUUAUGCAGGAAACUCUUUCGAAUGGAAUACUCGUUGCAUUCCUGAGGCGUUUAAACUUAUAUAAAUUUAUAUGACAUUUUUAAUGCGUAGUUUUGUGAAUUUUAAACAAUUUAAAAAUCUUUCGUAGCUUUUUAUUUGAGAUCUAUUGAUACAUUUUUAAUUUGGCGUUUGAGUUCCUCGCUUUAACGUAAUAUUUUCGAAUCAAAUAAUGUUGUUACCAAAGAUUCAUUUAGUCUAUCGUAACAUAUUUUAUAUAGCUGUUAUCUUUUCAAAUAAGGUUAAUCACAUUUGUAAUAAUGUUAUGUAUUGUACUUUUCCAAUACCGACUUAAAUAACUAGAAAAAUAAAGAGCAAUACAUUGAAAAUUA